This is a messenger RNA of Raphanus sativus (radish), 1700 nucleotides long. Its product is annotated as 3beta,22alpha-dihydroxysteroid 3-dehydrogenase-like. Gene Ontology annotation, biological process: brassinosteroid homeostasis; multicellular organism development; sterol metabolic process. The transcript is spliced from 8 exons. NCBI's taxonomy places the organism in Eukaryota, Viridiplantae, Streptophyta, Magnoliopsida, Brassicales, Brassicaceae. The coding region runs from base 61 to 1503 and encodes 480 amino acids. The record is from RefSeq and is a predicted model, not a curated record. Gene Ontology annotation, molecular function: oxidoreductase activity, acting on paired donors, with incorporation or reduction of molecular oxygen; iron ion binding; heme binding.
UCUCUCAUCUUCCAUAAAAACUCCCUCUCUAUAUCCUAUCUAGUCUCUACUAUCAUCAUCAUGGCCUUGUCUUUCUCCUUCACCGCCUUAGUCCUCCUCAUCUCCUCCGUCGCCGUGGCUUUCCUCCUCCUCUUUCGCCGCACCCGUUACCGUCUGAUGGGACUUCCUCCAGGAAGUCUUGGGCUUCCUCUCAUAGGCGAGACUUUGCAGUUGAUAAAAGCUUACAAGACAGAGAAUCCUGAGCCUUUCAUCGACGAGAGAGUGUCCCGGUACGGUUCGGUUUUCACGACGCAUCUAUUCGGUGAACCGACGGUUUUCUCCGCUGAUGCGGAAACGAACCGGUUCGUUCUCCAGAACGAAGGGAAGCUCUUCGAGUGCUCUUAUCCAGCUUCUAUAAGUAAUCUUAUGGGGAAACACUCUUUGAUUCGUAUGGAAGGUUCUUUGCAUAAACGUAUGCACUCUUUCACCAUGAGCUUCGCUAAUGCUUCGGUCAUGAAAGACCAUCUCAUGGUUGAUGUUGACCGGUUAGUCCGGUUUAAUCUCGGUUCCUGGUCCUCUCGUGUUCUCCUCAUGGAAGAAUCCAAAAAGAUGACGUUUGACGUUGCAGUGAAGCAGCUAACGAGCUUUGAUCCAGGGGAGUGGAGUGAGAAUUUAAGGAAAGAGUAUCAUCUUGUUAUCGAAGGGUUCUUCUCUCUUUCUCACCCUCUCUUCUCAACCACCUACCGCAAAGCAAUCAGAGCGCGGAGGAAGGUGGCGGAGGCGUUGACGGCGGUGAUUAUGAAGAGGAGGGAGGAGGAGAAGGAAGGAGCGGUGAGAAAAACAGAUAUGCUAGCGGCGUUAAUCGCGGCCGAUGAUAGCUUUUCCAAUGAAGAGAUUGUUGAUUUUUUUGUGGCUAUACUCGUCGACGCUUACGAAACAACUCCUACGAUCAUGACUCUCGCCGUUAAGUUUCUUACUGAAACUCCUCUAGCUCUUGCUCAACUCAAGGAAGAGCAUGAAAAGAUUAGGGCAAUGAAGAGUGAUUCGGAGAGUCUUGAAUGGAGUGAUUACAAGUCUAUGCCAUUCACACAGUGUGUGGUUAACGAGACGCUGAGAGUAGCUAACGUCAUCGGUGGCGUUUUCAGGCGGGCAAAGACGGAUGUUGAGAUCAAUGGUUAUAAGAUUCCGAAAGGGUGGAAGGUGUUCUUAUCGUUUAGAGGGGUACAUUUAGACCUAACCAACUUCGAAGACGCACGCACUUUCAACCCUUGGCGAUGGCAGAGCAACUUGGUAACAACAACAAGCACUUCGAAAGUGUUCACACCGUUUGGUGGAGGACCAAGGAUAUGUCCCGGGUACGAGCUGGCUAGGGUUGCAAUCUCUGUAUUCCUUCACCACCUAGUGACUGGCUUCAGUUGGGUUCAUGAAGAGCAAGACAAGAUGGUAUUCUUUCCAACUACAAGAACACAGAAACGGUAUCCGAUCAUCGUGAAGCGACGUGAUGGUUGCUUAUCAGCUACUUAAUGAAAAAGAAGAAGAGACCAGAAGAUUCUAUUCAACUUUCCUUCUUUAUGUUCAUUAUGGAUCCAUAGCUGAACAAUAAAAGUACCAUUACGUUUGCAUUAAUCUCUUCUGCUUUACUCUUUACACUUGCAUAUAAUUACAGUUGAAAACGACGUCGCGCGCGAAAGUUCUCAAUUUAUUUUAUAGACACGCCAUCA